Paramisgurnus dabryanus is the source of this 1609-nucleotide messenger RNA. It is a transcript of the gene npdc1a, whose product is annotated as neural proliferation, differentiation and control, 1a. NCBI's taxonomy places the organism in Eukaryota, Metazoa, Chordata, Actinopteri, Cypriniformes, Cobitidae. The record is from RefSeq and is a predicted model, not a curated record. Gene Ontology annotation, cellular component: membrane.
CUCUAUCUUUAGCUCUGUACCACAGGAACAGUCAGCGGCUUAUCAUCGAUUGCCCCAGGCUCUGCCAUACGCGCUAUUUGAGUCGCUCCAAUCUUAAUUCGGGCCGGUUCGCUCCUCUCCAUCUUUUAAUCUAACUUACUCGACCCAACCAACGCAGAAGAAAUGACAGCCAGGAGCUUUUAUAUGCUGUCCUGGACCUGAGAAACAGUGAAGGAUGUUGUUUUUCCUGAAAGCCCGGGCAUCUCUCUGGCUGCCCGGGGUCCUGCUCUACGUCUGCGCAAUCCUCGCGGGCGUCGGUGCGAGUGUGCCAGCUAGGAAGAAGUGCCCUGACCACAUAGACUGUGCCAGAAUGGGGCGUCACUUCUGCAAGCCUGGCUCCUCCCACUGUGGCGCCUGCCUCUCCCCAUUGGAGGAAGAUGAAGUGGGACACUGUGUUGCUCGUAGGAGACCCAAACAGCACCACCUUGAAUUGUCUCGCACUGAGGUUGACGAAGAAAUCGACUUUCUGUCCUCUGUCAUCGCCAAGCAGCAAAUCUCAAAAGUCAAACCAUCAGGUUCAGAUUCACAAAACCCAUCAGAAUCAAAACCAAACAAUGGGUCUCAUUUCACUUCUGCAAAACCAACACCCCAGACCCUGAAAUCACCAAAGUCUCUCACAGACUCAUCCAACCGUCAUGGGCCAAUCGUCAGCCCAAAUUCUUCCAGAGACGGCAUGCUAGUCUUAAUGAUCUCCUUAACCGUCAUUUUGGGGACUAUUGCAUUCAUCCUCGCUGCUGUCUGCUGGGUCCGAUCACAGAAAGAAACCUAUCUGGCUCAGAAGAUUGACUACCCUGCGUUUCAGCCGACGGGCGCCAAUAAUAAUCAACCCUCUUCUGGGGAUAAUACUUUGGCUCACAGCGCUCAGAUGUAUCAUUACCAGCAUCAAAAACAGCAAAUGAUGUCAAUGGAGAGACAAAAAUCAGAGCCUAAAAUCUCAGAGUCUGGAGCGACAUCAGAUGAAGAGAAUGAAGAGGGAGAUUUCACUGUGUAUGAGUGUCCUGGACUGGCACCGACUGGAGAGAUGGAGGUGAAGAACCCUUUGUUUGAUGACUCCACCUUAAACUCCCAGAGAAAUCACAAGUGACCUGGAUCCACACACACACAUACAGUACACACACCUGCAUACUUUUACAAUACGCACCUAACACACCUAAAGCAUUCCUCCAUAGGGUGACUCCCUGAUUCUGGAAAAUCUCAGUUAACACCUCUCACUCCACCCCUAAAAACUAAGCGAAGAGGAAAUAUACCUAAACGAUUGAAGAAAGAGAUCUGUAUUAAAAUAAAGCAGAAUGCAGCAGUAGUUCAGAGUUUUUCAUUUAGAUGCAGAAAUCUGAACGAGUGCUAACUGGAACUUGACUGUUGUUCCACAUCUUGCUUUCACUUUUUAUGACACAUUUCAGUCCUCUCUAGGGUUUUGCUAUGGAUCUUUAUAGAAAGCUCGUUCAGUUAGAUGUUUUAUUUUUUUGUUUAAUCAGUGUUUUUGUGACGCUGCCUCUUAAAGCACCUCUUUACAUUUUGUGUAGUGUGAUAAUUGUGUAUAACCAACAAAUACACAGUGGUCUCUAUCACA